AUGGGUUGUGCAAGAAAAAGAACAUUAACUGUAAUAAGGUGCAAAAGUGCACAACAUAAUUUGCCUUGUAUUGACCUUUCUGAGAAGCAAACAAAUACUUCAAAUGCUCUAAACACCCCAAGCACUUCAAGUGACUCUACCCAGAUCACCAAAAAUGGAUCUAUGGAGACCCAACUAGAUGAACAUAAUGAUAAUGCUACAUUGCACAGUCUGGAAGAUUGUUUUUCAAGUAAUAAUGAGAAUUUCAUUGAUAACAUUUCUGAAAAUGAUUCAAUUAAUUCUAAUUCUAAGCAAAUAACCAAAUAG
This is a messenger RNA of Cetraspora pellucida, 306 nucleotides long. The record is from the annotation of a GenBank genome assembly. NCBI's taxonomy places the organism in Eukaryota, Fungi, Glomeromycota, Glomeromycetes, Diversisporales, Gigasporaceae.